CUCUUUGCGUUCAAACUGUCAUCAUGCAUUGCUUAAAAUUUCUUUAAUCAGUUUGAUUAGUUGUGGCAGAAACUGAGCCUUCAUUUAGGAAUCAAUUUGUCCAUUCAUAUUUUUAUUAUCCAAAGCCUUUCACCAUGCUUAGGCAGUUCUCUCCUGUUGAGCCCUGUUCUGCUCUUCCCACCACGACAUCCUGGAACCCCACGCACCAACUUCAGUCUUUACACUUUCGCACGCGCACUGAACCUUUAGACUGGAGGCGUCUCGCUGCCCUUGAUGUGGAUCGAGUUGCACGGGAGAUGGAUGUCGGAGUGCUUCAGGAUUUCAUUACGGCAGUAACUUUCUGUGCUGUGGAGGGUGAGCGGUGUCCAAACUGCUCUGGGCCUGCAGACCCUUCUUUGAUCAAACUGGUCCGCAUGUCUCAGCUGAAUACUGAAUACCUUCUGCACUGCCAGGACUACCUGAGUGCACAAUUGUCAGGAUUGGAGGAGCGUCUAGAGGGGGCACUCUCUUGGGCCCAGCAGGAGCAAAAACAACGAGUAGAACUGGAGAAAAAAAUGUAUGAAAUUAAGCUGGAGCAGCGGCGUAGAAAGAAGAUGGUUGCCACUCAACAACUCCUCCUACAGGCCAGCGCUAAUAAUUAUCACAAGUGCCAGUUCUGUGAAAAAUUAUUUGUCAAUUACUCCUACCUACAAGAACAUGUUCAGCGACGGCAUCCUGAAAUCACAGAUGCAGAAAGGCAAAAGAAGCAGCAGGUGGAAAAGAUGGAAGAUGGGAUAGAAGAGCUGAAGGAAAGACUGAGAGUAACACAGAUGCAGCUACAGGCAGAGAGAGAAACAGACAGUUUGAGGUGUCAGCAGGAGCAAGAGGAGCAGCACAGAAGAGAACAGUUAGAGAAGGAUGCACUGGAAAGAUGGAAAGAGGAGGAGAGAAGACAAAUUCAGCUGGAAAUUGGGGAGCUCAGGCAGCUUUUUAUCCAGGAGUCAAAAGACAUGGCAAGAAAGAGCUCAUCCAUAGAGGCUAAACUGCUAGAAAUGCAAAACAGAGAGUUUGGUACAUUUACAAAAGUUAGUUUACAAGAACAAUGGGACCACGAUAAAGAAAGGAGAGAAAACAGAGAACGAAAGCUGAAGGAGAGAAUGACCCAGAAGGAAAGUGAAUGGAGGAAGAAAUUACAGGAAGUUCAGAAUAAGUACCAAGAGGAUAAAGAAGAGCUUCAGAGUGAGAACACCAGACUUCUGAAGGCUCUGUCUGUGAAGGAGAACUCUGAACUCUCUCUCUCCUCUCAGCUGAAACAGAAAGACAGACUUAUAGCAUCUCAGGAGGAAAAAUUUCUCAGAAGCCCCAAGAUUCUCAUAAGGACAGAGAAGAGGAAGAUGAGGAGAGCCUAGAAGAUUCAGGUGAUACUAUUGUAGAGUCACUUAUUGGAAACCCAGGGUUGGUGAGAGAGCUUCGAUCUAUCCUAGAAGAAUCGCUGGAGGAAAAGCUGGAG
Triplophysa rosa is the source of this 1489-nucleotide messenger RNA. It is a transcript of the gene dzip1l, whose product is annotated as DAZ interacting zinc finger protein 1-like. Gene Ontology annotation, biological process: cilium assembly. NCBI's taxonomy places the organism in Eukaryota, Metazoa, Chordata, Actinopteri, Cypriniformes, Nemacheilidae. Gene Ontology annotation, cellular component: ciliary basal body; cytoplasm. The transcript is spliced from 10 exons. The coding region runs from base 135 to 1388 and encodes 417 amino acids. The record is from RefSeq and is a predicted model, not a curated record.